ACGAGUUGCAAAGCAUUUAAAGACUGAAGGACGAUGAGUGCGAAUCGAGCCGUCUCUAAGCCAACAGAGGAGCUCUUUCGGGUGUGCGAGACAGGUGACGUACAGGCAGUCUCACGUCUGCUGCAAGACCCGGAAGUUGACAUUAAUUGGCAGUGCUCGCAGUCGUAUGGGGCUACGCCGCUUAUAGCUGCCAUUUCCCACGGCCACCAAGAGAUCGUACAGAUUCUGCUAAACGCUGACGCUGAGCUUGGAGUGGUCAAGACUCCCGAUCGUAAUAGCCCACUACAUGAGGCUGCUUUUGCAGGCGAUCCAAAUAUCAUGCAGUUUGUUCUGAACAAGGUGCUUGAGAAAUCAGGAGACAACGCUGCCGAUCUCUUGAAUUUGCAAAACCAAGUAAGAACUAGCGCUUACCUUGGGGAUACGCUGCUUAAUUUCUAUGUUCUACGUUUGAAGUUUGGAAACACUCCACUGCACAACGCAGCUCGAACGGGAAGUCCAGGUUGCGUCUCCAAUUUGUUACAGGCUGGUGCAAUGCCCUCCAUUAAGAAUGUCAAUGGAUCCAUUCCACUGCACCAUGCGUGCUACAGUGAAACGCCGAACUUGGAAGUUGUUCGGCUACUUGUGGAAGCUGGAUCUGAUGUCAACGCUUUGGACGAGCAAGGAUACUCCCCGCUAAUUGUAGCUGCCAAGAAGAACCAAACAGAGGUCAUCGAAUACUUGCGAAAGCACGGUGCCGACACCACGCUGAAGAACUCGUUUGGCGAAGAUGCACUCCACUUCGCGGAGCUGCGCAACAAUACAGGCGCGAUCCAGUUAUUAGAGUGAACCAAACGCUCACACAUGUUGGUUCUCCACCAACCUCGUGCCGUACACCUACGCACCUCCUGAAAUGAAUGCCUAACGUUGCUUAGCUUCUCAUUUCAUCACAGUAACAGCUACCUUGAUAUGUUCGAACAGGGGCAUCUGAUG
Messenger RNA from Phytophthora nicotianae INRA-310, 969 nucleotides. RefSeq lists its product as hypothetical. NCBI's taxonomy places the organism in Eukaryota, Oomycota, Peronosporomycetes, Peronosporales, Peronosporaceae. Bases 34 to 825 code for a protein of 263 amino acids. Gene Ontology annotation, molecular function: protein binding. The record is from RefSeq and is a predicted model, not a curated record. The transcript is spliced from 5 exons.